Coregonus sp. 'balchen' is the source of this 18382-nucleotide messenger RNA. NCBI's taxonomy places the organism in Eukaryota, Metazoa, Chordata, Actinopteri, Salmoniformes, Salmonidae. The record is from the annotation of a GenBank genome assembly.
AUGCAGAGUGAAGACUCAGAGGAGGAUGACCUGUGUGCUAUCAGUGACCGCUGGGCUUUCCAGCGAGAGAGUAAGACGUGGUCACGACUGCGUACCCUUUCCACGCAUAUCUCCCCUAGCGUGGAGGUCCUCUCCUCCACCACCCUGCUCCCCAUGAGGGCCUCAGCCAGUAGCGAAAGCAUCUUGAGUGACUUCAGUAACCUGGUGGUCACCUCCACCCACAGCAGCAGCAGCCUGAGUGUGGAGAGUGCCAGAGGAACCACGUCCAGCAGGGGAACCCCCUCCAGUCAGGUCACCAGCACGGCAGAGCCCUACACCCUCACCUCCCACCAUGAUUCCCAUGGCUCCCACUCUCCCAACGGAUCCACCCUGAGCAGUGAGGACCAACCUGCUUUUCCCAAAGACCUGGUCACUGUUCCUGUCAGCAGAGAGAAGACCAAGAGGUGUUCCAAUACCUUCCUGAGGAGAAUGGAGUCGUUCAAGAGAAAAGAUAAAGAGAGGGAAGCGACAGAUGGCCAAGUUGUGACCAAUCAGCUGCAGCUCCCUCUAACCCCUGGCAGUUUGCAUUGCACUUCCAAUGAAAGUCUACCUGGUUUAAAAAAGAACACUACAGAAAAUAGCAGUGUAAAUUACAGCAGAAAGGCCCAUACGAUCUGUCGGAGUACAGGCCGUAGGUCCCCAGUUAAGGUGAAGAACAGUUGGCUCUAUCUAGAGGACUAUGAGAUGGGCGGGUGGAAGGGGGCUAAACAGGUUAGUCAGAAGAGUGGCUAUAGAAAUGGACUAGAUUGUCUGGUUCAUCUGCCAAUGGACCACAAGCCAGGCACGUUCCCCAAAUCCCUAUCCAUCGAGAGCCUGUGCACUUCUUCCACCUUUCACGAGCUGGGUAGAUGGCAGAUGGAGGACGUCAACCUUUCCCUGGGCAGCAGUCAGGAGUCCCAGGACUUCACCAUGUUUCCUAGAAGAAGGAACUUGUGUUCCUCCAUGGGGAGCAUCUAUGAAAAUAUGCCUGAGGCUAGUAGCAGUUCAGACGAAUUGAGAGAAAAGGUCUUUGAGCAUCUGGAUGAUAUCCUUCAACAUGUCCAUGGCCUUCAGCAGAAUAUAGACCAGUGGUCCAAGAUGGUGUGUCAGGAGCUCAAUGACGGGCAUGAGGAGGUGGACACUGACGAGACCAGAGAAACAACAUGCUCCUCCAGCCUCCAUUUUGAGGACCAGUCUAUGUCAGAUGUAGGCAUGACAGCCAGUGACUACGACAGCACAGGAAACUCCUUGAAUGAAGUGGAGGAUGUUGAGAUGAGAGAAAGGAGGGACUCAGGAGUGGGCGCUUCCUUAACCAGGCCAAGCAGGUAAACAUACACUCAGCUGCCAGUUUAUUAGGUACACCCAUCUAGUACCAGGUCGGACCCUCCUUUGCCUCCAGAACAGCCUGAAUUAUUCAGGGCAUGGAAACGUUGCUCAAUUGGUAUCAAGGGACCUAACGUUUACACCACUGCCACCAGCCUGUAUCAUUGACACCAGGCAGGAUGGGGCCAUGGACUCAUGCUACUUACGCCAAAUCCUGACUCAAAUGAAAUAAAAUUGUAUUUGUCACAUGCUUCGUAAACAGCAGGUGUAGACUAAAUGUUUACUUACGGGCCUUCCCAACAAUGCAUAGAGAUAGUAGAAAAUGUUUUUAAAAUAGAAAAAUAAUAACAAGGAAUAAAUACACAAUUAGUAACGAUAACUUGGCUAUAUACACGGGGUACCAGUACCGAGUUGAUGUGCAGGGGUACAAGGUAAUUGAGGUAGAUAUGUACAUAUAGGUAGGUAUAAAGUGACUAGGCAAUGGGAUAGAUAAUAAACAGUAAUAGCAGUGUAUGUGAUGAGUCAAAAGAGAUUAGUCCAAAAAGGGUCAAUGCAGAUAUUCUGAGUAGCUAUUGGUUAACUAUUUAACUAACUAUUUAGCAGUCUUAUAGCUUGGGGGUAGAAGCUGUUCAGGGUCCUGUUGGUUCCAGACUUGGUGCAUCAGUACCGCUUGCUGUGCAGUAGCAGAGAGAACAGUCUAUGACUUGGGUGGCUGGAGUAUUUACAAUUUUUUAGGGCCUUCCUCAGACACUGCCUGGUAUAGAGGUCCUGGAUGGCAGGGAGUUCGGCCCCAGUGAUGUACUGGGCCGUACGCACUACCCUCUGUAGCGCCUUGCGGUCGGAUGCCAAACAGUUGCCAUACCAAGCGGUAAUGCAGCCAGUCAGGAUGCUCUCAAUGGUGCAACUUUUUGAGGAUCUGAGGGCCCAUGUCCCGUGUAGCUCAGUUGGUAGAGCAUGGCGCUUGCAACGCCAGGGUUGUGGGUUCGUUUCCCACGGGGGACCAGUAUGAAAAAAUUGAUGCACUCACUAACUGUAAGUAGCUCUGGAUAAGAGCGUCUGCUAAAUGAAUAAAAUGUAAUGUCUAAUCUUUUCAGCCUCCUGAGGGGGAAGAGGCGUUGUCGUGUCCUAUUCACGACUGUGUUGAUAUGUGGACCAUGAUAGUUCCUUAGUGAUGUGGACACCGAGGAACUUGAAGCUCUCUACCUGUUCCAUAAUAGCCCCGUUGAUGUGGAUGGGGGCAUGCUCGGCACAAUAUUCCCUCUAAGCUGUGCGCAGCUCCCCCAUGACUGCUGCGCAGAAUAAAUAUCAGCCUGCGCAGACAAGCACGAGAUUGAACUUCACUCAACUUUCUAGAGUUUUUCCCUUUAGUUAACACUAUCAACUUUUCCCUUUACUGUGUGGAUUGUGAUUGAAUCAACGCAAUAUUAGCCACGUUCAAUGGAACAUACCGAAACAAAACUAACUAUGCAAGACUUAGCAUAUAAAACUAACUAUUCAAGAGAUUUUGUUGUAGGCAGAACGCAUCGGACGCAUGACUCUGCCCGUACUCUACAACGACCUGUGCGGCAUAACCAAUCAGAGCUGCAGUAGACCUAUAUACAAAUAGACCAUUCCCAUAUAUGGAUCUGUGCCAUUCACUUUGAACUGGACUGGUGUUUACAGCAUGAGCGGUCAUGAUGUGCUUGUUUUGAGAUCAAAAUGAGAGCUGCAUGUAGCCAGGUGUGCAUAUUUGUUAAUAUCCUUUGCUAGUUAGUGAGUAAUUAGGCCAGUUAUAGAUCAUUUGCAGUCAGCAAUGGGGGAGUGAUUUCUUCCUACAAGAGCACAAACGUGUACAUUUUCAGAUAAAAUAACUUUUUUUUGUCUUAAAGGGGCAGUGUUGUAUUUUGAGACAGGCUUGAAUAAGCUAAGUAGUCAAUAGGCAGAGGGUAGCAUAAUUUGUCUGAUUCUCUGUAAUAAUGGUAUGGGAAUAAUAAUGCAUUACAUUUUUUAAAGUGGUUUCUUGCAUCAAACAACACAACACAUUUUCAGUCACGUCCUUGUCUGAAGUGGAUAAACAGGUUAAUGUCAAGCCUGCACGUUUUUUUCAAAAGUCUCAUGGAAUGUAGGCCUACCUUAAACACCACACAUUGGCUGCUACUGUAGGCUGAAUGAUUACCCUACAUAACGUAGGCACAGCAGAUCCCCUUAUUGUAUGGGACACUUUUAAAUGUGCCUUUUAGAGGCCAUGCAAUUCAAUACUCAUCUUUAAAACAAUAACAAUUUAGGUCAAAAGAGUUCAUCCUAAAAAAGGAAAUAGAGGAACUAACAGUACAGAUCGAUAGCAAUAACAACUGUAACAUGGAGGCACAGAAUAAUUUAGAGGAAAAACAAAAAGAAAUGGAGGAACUUAUUCAAGAAAGAUCAAGUGUAAUAUAUUUUAAAAAAUAAAGCCAACUGGAUGAAAUAUGUGAAAAAAUGCACCAAAUUAUUUUUCUUUAUCUUCAACAUAGAAAUGCUACCAAAAAGAAGUUACAGAAACUUGUUACAAAUAACGGAGUCAUCCAUGAUUCACCAAACAAUAUUUUGAAAGAAGAAGGAAAGUACUUCAGUCUCCUCCAUUUCCACUAUCAGAAGUUAAUUGUAAGGAUUGUUCUUCUAUUAACAAUGUAAAAUUAACAGCUAUAGAGAAAGAGUCAUGUGAAGGCCUAAUUUACAGAGGAGGAACUUCUAGAUGCAAUUAAAGCCUUCAAUUAAAGCCUUCAAUAUAUUUAAAGAUGCAAUUAAAGCCUUCAAUAUUUUACGAUGUACUCAAAGUUCGUUAUUAACAUGUUUUAACCACUCCUAUAAAAAUGCUAGACUAUCAGACACUCAGCAAGAAGGUCUCAUUUCAUUAUUACUGAAACAUGACCCAGGUGGUAAAUAUAAAGAUCCAGUCCACCUAAAAAAUUGGAGACCCCUUACACUUCAGUGUUGUGAUGCCAAAAUCCUAGCAAAAUGCAUAGCGCAUAGAAUUAAAAGGUAUUGUCAGAUAUUAUUCAUCCUAAUAAGACAGAUUUUUUACAUGGACGGUACAUUGGAGAUAAUAUAAGACAAGUACUGGAAACAAUAGAAUACUAUGAAAAAUCUGGGAAACCAGGCCUGGUAUUCAUAGUUGACUUUGAAAAGGCCUUUGUUAAAGUACGACUGGAAUUUAUAUAUAAAUGCCUGGACUAUUUUAAUUUAGGAGAAUCUCUUAUACAAUGGGUUUAAGUUAUGUACAGUAACCCCAGGUGUAAAAUAGUAAAUAAUGGCUACUUCUCAGAAAGUAUUAAAUUGACAAGAGGAGUAAAACAAGGUUGCCCACUAUCGGCAUAUCUAUUUAAUAUGGCCAUCGAAAUGUUAACUAUUAAAAUUAGAUCCAACAUUAAUAUCAAGGGGCUAGAAAUCCAGGGCUUAAAAACAAAGGUGUCAUUGUACACUGACGAUUCAUGUUUUCUUUUAAAUCCACGAUUUGGAUCCCUGCACAGCCUCAUAGAGGAUCUAGAUUAUUUUUCUAACCUCUCAGGAUUAAAACAGAAUUAUGAUAAGUGCACCAUAUUACAUAUUGGAUCUCUAAAAAAUACACAAUUUACAUGAACGUGUAGUUCACCAAUAAAAUGGCCCGACGGUGAAGUGGACAUACUCGGUAUUCAUAUUCCGAAAGAAAGAAAUUAUCUCACUACAAUACAUUUUAAUAGAAAGUUAGCCAAAUUAGAUAAGAUUUUGCUACCAUGGAAAGGACAACACUUGUCUAGUUCUGGAAAAAUCACCCUGGUUAAUUCAUUAGUCAUAUUCCAGUUUACCCACAGUACCAGUCAAAAGUUUGGACACACCUACUCAUUCCAGGGUUUUUCGUUAUUUUGAAUAUUUUCUACAUUGUAGAAUAAUAGUGAAGCCAUCAAAACUAUGAAAUAACACAUAUGGAAUCAUGUAGUAAUCAAAAAAGUGUUCAACAAAUCAAAAUCUAUUUUAUAUUUGAGAUUCUUCAAAGUAGCCACCCUUUUCCUUGAUGACAGCUUUAUACACUCUGUGGAUCUGUUGGGGCGGUAUGCGAAUUGGAGUGGAUCCAGGGUGUCUGGGAGAAUGGUGUUGAUGUGAGCCAUGACCAGCCUUUCAAAGCUUUCAUGGCUACAGUCAUUUAGAAAGAUUACCUGUCUUGGUCCUAUAGUGAUACUUUGCCUGUUUGAUGGUUUGCUGGAGGGUGUAGCGGGAUUUAUUUUGCCCUCAGAACAGCCUCAAUCAUUGGGACAAGGACUCUACAAGGUGUUGAAAGCGUUCCGCAGGGAUUCUGGCCCAUGUUGACUCCAAUACUUCCCACAGUUGUUCCAAGUUGGGUGGUGGACCAUUCUUGAUACACAUGGGAAACUGUUGAGCGUGAAAAAGCCAGCAGCGUUGCAGUUCUUGACACAAACCAGUGCGCCUGGCACCUACUACCAUAUCCUCUCUCCGACAUAGUCUCGCCAGGUAUCCCGCACGCCGGCCUCUAUGGCGCCAUCUCCUCCUUCGAGUGUCGGGGAUUUGGGCCUGGUCCGCGAUAAUCAAUAUGUCUUUCAACCGACUCAUUGAAAUAGAAGUCCUCAUCCAAAUGGAGGUUAGUGAUAGCUGUUCUGAAGUCCAGAAGCUCUUUUUGGUCAUAGGAAAUUAUGGCGGAAACAUUAUGUACAAAAAAAGUUAAGAUAAGCGCAAGAAAAUACACAAAAUUGCACAAUUGGUCAGGAGCCUGUAAAACGGCCGUCAUUCCCUCCGGUGCCAUCAGCAUAAUGCAACAGGAACCGGGAAUCGUCGGACCAGGCAAUGUUUUUCAACUCCUCAAUUGCCCAGUGUUGGUGAUUGCAUGCCCACUGGAGCCGCUCCGUGACCAGGACCGACGAGUUGUGCGUUCCGAGAUGUAGUUCUGCACACCACUGUUGUACUGCCUGUUUGUGGCCCGCCUGUUAGCUUGCACGAUUCUUGCCAUUCUCCUUCGACCUCUCAUCAACGAGCUGCUUUCGCCCACUGGACUGCUGCUGAAUGUUUUUUAUUUGUAGCCCCAUUCUCGGUAAAACCUAGACACUGUCAUGCGUGAAAAGCCCAGGAGGACGGCCGUUUCUGAGAUACUGGAACCGGCGUGCUUGGCACCGAUGAUCAUACCACAUUCAAAGUCGCUUAGGUCACUCGUUUUGCACAUUCUAACGUUCAAUUGAACAGUAACUGAAUGCCUCGAUACCUGUCUGCCUGCUUUAUAUAGCAUGCCAUGGCCACGUGACUCACUGUCUGUAGGAGCUAACCAUUUUCGUGAACAGGGUGGUGUACCUAAUAAACUGGUCACCGAGUGUACAUUGUUAUAUACAUUAUUUUAUAAACAUGAAGAUGAUAACAUGUUCAGGUUCAUCCAUAUUUUUACAAAUGUUUAAAUAGCUCUUGAAGUUUAGACAGAGUAUAAUAGUAAAGACACAUGAAUUAAUCAAUUUAAUCGUCUCUAGGAAAUACCACAAAUGGACACUUAUAGAAUUCUCUAUCGAUCAACAUUCACCUUUAUUUCCAUUGCAUUUCCCCUCUCUCUAGGAAGCUACGGUGGCAUAGUUUCCAGAACUCUCACAGGCCGAGCCUGACUUCAGCCUCCCAGGAGAUUAACCGCCAGUCAGCCGCUCAGCUCAACCUGCUGCAGAUGUUCUCUCUGCUCCGGCUCACUGCUAUCAUGGAGAAGUACUGCGAACCCAACAAACAUGGCUGGAGCUGGUGAGUGCAGGGCCCUUGGAAACUGGAGAGUGGAGACUGAAAUGGAGAUGAAGGCCUAUAUGUAGGGAAGUGCACUAUAUGCACUCUAUUAUACUGUCCUUUUGAAAUGAAAUUGUCCAGGGAAUGAAAGGUUAAUUUCAAGAGAUUCAAGUAUUGCUUUCUUGUGGUCAGGAUACUGCUUUUUAAAGUGAAUUGUAUUGUAUAUGGCAAGGCCUUUGAUCUACAUUUGUGCAGCUAAUGUAUUGUAGUAUAAAAGGAAAAUCGGCUUUUCAUAAAGCAGGCUGUUAAAAAGUUUGACUUGUACAAUUUCACAAUCGUCUCUCAUUCAGGCUCUCAUUUCCUAUUCAGAUGAUUCAUGCUUCGCCAAAAUAAAUCACAUUUUCCAACAUAAAGAAACUAUUAUCUUUGCAGUGGCCAUUUUAGGACACACUCAGUUGUCAGCAAUGAAUUAGCGUGUUUUAAUCUCCAUCCUAAAAGGUUCCAACUUUAAUUUAUCUUGCAUCAUAAGCCAUGUGCUCUCACACAAUUAGGCUUCAUCCCUCAGUUGAAAAAGUAUUAUGUGAAUAUUCAUCAGAUGAAAUGGAAACCGUUAGACCAAACAGUUUUCAUUCAAAAAAAGACAUCAGAUGUCCAGGGAAAAUAUCUAAUGUUACCUGUGGUCAGGAUUGUGCACAGAUAGUCUACCUGUGCCUGAGCACCUGCCCUUUGACCUCACACUCGCCGUUUUGGGAGGGGAUAUGUUUUUUGUCGUUGUUGUUCUGAACCCACUGCCCGCAAGUCGUCGUUACUCAUCAAGUUCGCCACCCCCCGCACAUACAGUGCCUUCGGAAAGUACCCCUUGACUUUUUCCACAUUUUGUUACAUUACAGCCUUAUUCUAAAAUUGAUUAAAUAAAAUCAAUUCCUCAGCAAUCUACACACAAUACCCCAUAAUUACAAAGCAAAAACAGGUUUUUAGAAAUUUUUGCAAAUGUAUAAAAAAUAAAAAACAGAUACCUUAUUUACAGAAGUAUUCAGACCCUUUGCUAUGAGACUCGAAAUUGAGCUCAGGUGCAUCCUGUUUCCAUUUAUCAUCCUUGAGAUGUUUCUACAUCUUGAUUGGAGUCCACCUGUGGUAAAUUCAAUUGAUUGGACAUGAUUUGGAAAGGCACACACCUGUCUAUAUAAGGUCCCACAGUUCACAAUGCAUGUCAGAGCAAAAACCAAGCCAUGAGGUUGAAGGAAUUGUCCGUAGAGUGCCGAAACAGGAUUGUGUCGAGGCACAGAUCUGGGGAAGGGUACCAAAAAUUGUCUGCAGCAUUGAAGGUCCCCAAGAACACAGUGGCCUCCGUCAUUCUUUAAUGGAAGAAGUUUGGAACCACCAAGACUCUUCCUAGAGCAGGCCACCCGGCCAAACUGAGCAAUCUGGGGAGAAGGGCCUUGGUCAGGGAGGUGACCAAGAACCCGAUGGUCACUCUGACAGAGCUCUAGAGUUCCUCUGUCGAGAUGGGAGAACCUUCCGGAAGGACAACCAAUUCUGCAGCACUCCACCAAUCAGGCCUUUAUGGUAGAGUGGCUAGAUGGAAGCCACUCCUCAGUAAAAGGCACAUGACAGCCCGCUUGGAGUUUGCCAAAAGGCACCUAAAGACUCUCAGACAAUGAGAACAAGAUUCUCUGGUCUGAUGAAACCAAGAUCGAACUCUUUGGCCUGAAUACCAAGCGUCACGUCUGGAGGAAACCUGGCACCAUCCCUACAGUGAAGCAUGGUGGCAGCAUCAUGCUGUGGGGAUCUUUUUCAGCGGCAGAGACUGGGAGACUAGUCAGGAUCGAGGCAAAGAUGAACGGCGCAAAGUACAGAGAGAUCCUUGAUGAAAACCUGCUCCAGAGCCCUCAGGACCUCAGACUGGGCCGAAGGUUCACCUUCCAACAGGACAGCAACCUUCGGGACAAGUCUCUGAAUGUCCUUGAGUGGCCCAGCCAGAGCCUGGACUUGAACCCGAUCUAACAUCUCUGGAGAGACCUGAAAAUAGCUGUGCAGCGAUGCUCCACAUCCAACCUGACAGAGCUUGAGAGGAUCUGCAGAGAAGAAUGGGAGAAACUCCCCAAAUACAGGUGUGCCAAGCUUGUAGCGUCAUACCCAAGAAGACUCGAGGCUGUAAUCGCUGCCAAAGGUGCUUCAACAAAGUACUGAGUAAAGGGUCUGAAUACUUAUGUAAAUGUAUUAUUUCCAUCUUUAUUCUUUUUUUGCAACAAUUUAUAAAAAACAGUUUUUCCUUUGUCAUUAUGGGGUAUUGUGUGUAGAUUGAUGAGGGGAAAAAACUAUUUAAUCAAUUUUAGAAUAAGGCUGUAACGUAACAAAAUGUGGAAAAAGUCAAGGGGUCUGAAUACUUUCCGAAUGCACCAUACAUGUCUUGAAAUGCGUGAGUGUAUGUAGCAAGCUACCUAUUUUAAAUAUCAACAGUACUGCCGCUGCUGCAGCAUAACAUUUGAUUAACACUUGAUAGCCCACCCUUUUCGGCCGAUGUCAAUCAUGUCUUUAGGAGGCAACUAGCUUGCUUACAAUUUGUGAUGAGUGAGUGUGUUGUUGCAGAAAUAAAUAGGCGUAUGCAAAAAAAAAUACAUUGCUACAGAGUCUGUUAUGAAUUUAGAGAUAUGAAUUAUUACAUAUAUUUCAGCUAACAACCUAUAUGCUGAUAUCUACAUGAAAAGAUUGAAUCUAAUCACCCUUUUCCUCCGUUUUGGCAGGUAAAUUCCUAAGUUUAUGAAAAGAAGUAAGGUCCCUGACUACAGGGACAAGCAGGUUUUUGGUGUCCCGCCAAUCAUCAAUGUCCAAAGGAGUGGGCAACCCCUACCCCAGAGCAUUCAGCAGGCCAUGCGCUACUUCCGCAGCCAAUGUCUGGAAAAGAUACUGUCACUCUCAUCCCCUCAAAGUGAUAAUGUGUUCCCUCAUGCUAUAGUGUGUGUAUAACCUUAUAACUUUAGUGUAUGUUCCACUCUAGAUAUGUAAUGUUAUUUCCAUUGUAGUGAGAUUUCAUGUGCUUGGUGAUACAUUAUAUAUGAUAAUGCAUUGAAGUGUAUGAAUUAUGCUAAUACACCAAUGACAUUAACAACAGUUUUUCACUCCUUUUCCUGUCAAGGUUGGCAUUUUCCGUAAGUCUGGGGUGAAGUCUAGGAUCCAAACUCUGCGGAAGCUGAAUGAAAAUUCUCCAGACAAUGUGAGCUACCAGGGCCAAUCAGCCUAUGAUGUGGCCGACCUGCUGAAACAGUAUUUCAGAGACCUGAACCCGUCCUCACCACCAAGCUCACUGAAACCUUCCUGCAGAUCUACCAGUGUGAGUCAGUAGCUCUAAGUCAGGGAGGGCAACUGGCGGCCUGCGGGUGACCCCCCCCCCCCCAUUUUGUCGGCCCAUGGAUCAAUUUCCAAAAACGGGCCCCCCUACUACCCCCAAAAAACGUUACUGUUCAGAGUUAGAAUAGUAGAAUAAACAAGGUGCAAUUUUGAAAUGUAGUUGUGCAUCAGCAGUUUUUCUCUUGUUAUGUCAGUCACUGAAAGUCACUGCAGCCCCUCAUGAGGAGUUUUUUACACUGACGGGCCCAUUUCUGCUCUAAGUGCUCCCCACCCACCCACUCAGGAAAGCUCUGAACUCCUGUGUCUACUUCAGAUUACCCCUCAGCACAUAAUUAUCAGAUUUAAAUAAUUGACUAGAUCAGGGUUCUUCUCAGAGGAGACUAUAUAGUGACUAGAUAGUCUCCUCUGAGAAGUCGAUCAGCUUAUUGAGAGGCAUAAUAAUGAUACAGUACUCUAUGAUGUCCCCCAGCUAGGACUUUACAGCUACAGUUAGGAUUUAUGGAGGUUUUACAAACAUGGCAUUAAGCCAUCGUCUAGAUUUGAUGUCUGGUUAUAAUCUAUAUGGAAUGUCUACUGCUAUAAUUACCAGGUGCAUUCAGAUGUCAUCAGUUUUUUCAUCAUUAUCAUGCUAAGAUCUUAAAACCAACAUAACAAUUGACGUUCAGACACCAGCUUUGGUCUGUGUUCUAGGUCAAAUUACCAUCUUACACAUCAGAACAUCAGAGAUUCCAAAGAUGGUGAUGUAUCUGUCAUGUGUAUUUCCCAGGUGUCCCUAAGGACAUGCGUCUUCAGGCAGCCCAGGCUGCAGUCAUCCUGCUGCCUGACGAGAACCGGGAGGUCCUGCAGACCCUGCUCUUUUUCCUCAGUGACAUCGCCUCUGCUGAGGAGAACCAGAUGACAGCUGGGAACCUGGCCGUGUGCCUGGCCCCCUCCAUUCUGCACCUCAACGUCUCCAAGAAGGAGGGCACCUCCCCUAGAUAUGUACUGGUAUGCGUGUGUCUGCAUACAGUGGCUUGCGAAAGUAUUCACCCCCCUGGGCAUUUUUCUGAUUUUGUUGCCUUACAACCUGGAAUUAAAAUGUAUCAUUUGAUUUACACAACAUGCCUACCACUGUCACGACUUCCGCCGAGGCUGCCUCCCCUCCUUGUUGGGCAGGCUUCGGCGUUCGUCGUCACCGGCUUACUAGCCACUGCCGCUCCAUUAUUCAUCAUUCCAUUUGUCUUGUCUUGUCAAUCACACACACCUGGUUCUUAUCCCCUCAUUAGUCUGUGUAUAAGUGUUCCCUCUGCCCCCCUUGUCCUUGUGGGUGAUUGUUUAUUUGUGAGAGUAGUGUAGCUCGGUGGAGCUACUUGUACCUUGUUAUUGCCAGGGUAGAUAUUUCCCCUGUGCCUGUUAUUGUUGGAGCUACCGUUACCUUGUAUUGCCAGGGUAGAUAUUUCCCAUGUGCCUAUUUUGUUUGUCGCUAUCCAGCGCUAUGUGUGUACGACGGAAUAAACUCUGCAUGUACGACGGAAUAAACUCUGCAUUCAGUGAUUACCCUCCUGCGCCUGACUCCUUCUAUCACACUCAUCACAACCACUUUGAAGAUGCAAAAUAAAUUAAUAAAAAACAAACAAGAAAUAAGAAAAAAAAAAAAAAACUUGAGCGUGCAUAACUAUUCACCCCACCAAAGUCAAUACUUUGUAGAGCCAACUUUUGCAGCAAUUACAGCUGCAAGUCUCUUGGGGUAUGUCUCUAUAAGCUUGGCACAUCUAGCCACUGGGAUUUUUGCCCAUUAUUCAAGGCAAAACUCCUCCAGCUCCUUCAAAUUGGAUGGGUUCCGCUGGUGUACAUCAAUCUUUAAGUCAUACCACAGAUUCUCAAUUUGAUUGAGGUCUGGGCUUUGACUAGGCCAUUCCAAGACAUUUAAAUGUUUCCCCUUAAACCACUCAAGUGUUGCUUUAGCAGUAUGCUUAGGGUCAUUGUCCUGCUGGAAGGUGAACCUCCGUCCCAGUCUCAAAUCUCUGGAAGACUGAAACAGGUUUCCCUCAAGAAUUUCCCUGUAUUUAGCGCCAUCCAUCAUUCCUUCAAUUCUGCCCAUUUUUCCCAGUCCCUGCCGAUGAAAAACAUCCCCACAGUAUGAUGCUGCCACCACCAUGCUUCACUGUGGGGAUGGUGUUCUCGGGGUGAUGAGAGGUGUUGGGUUUGCGCCAGACAUAGCGUUUUCCUUGAUGGCCAAAGAUCUCAAUUGUAGUCUCAUCUGACCAGAGUACCUUCUUCCAUAUGUUUGGGGAGUCUCCCACAUGCCUUUUGGCGAACACCAAACGUGUUUGCUUAUUUUUUUCUUUAAGCAAUGGCUUUUUUCUGGCCACUCUUCUGUAAAGCCCAGCUCUGUGGAGUGUAUUGCUUAAAGUGGUCCUAUGGACAGAUACUCCAAUCUCCGCUGUGGAUCUUUGCAGCUCCUUCAGGGUUAUCUUUGGUUUCUUUGUUGCCUCUCUGAUUAAUGCCCUCCUUGCCUGGUCCAUGAGUUUUGGUGGGCGGCCCUCUCUUGGCAGGUUUGUUGUGGUGCCAUAUUCUUUCCAUUUUUUAAUAAUGGAUUUAAUGGUGCUCCGUGGGAUGUUCAAAGUUUCGGAUAUUUUUUAUAACCCAACCCUGAUCUGUACUUCUCCACAACUUUGUCCCUGACCUGUUUGGAGAGCUCCUUGGUCUUCAUGGUGCCGCUUGCUUGGUGGUGCCCCUUGCUUAGUGGUGUUGCAGACUCUGGGGCCUUUCAGAACAGGUGUAUUUAUACUGAGAUCAUGUGACACUUAGAUUGCACACAGGUGGACUUUAUUUAACUAAUUAUGUGACCUCUGAAGGUAAUUGGUUGCACCAGAUCUUAUUUAGGGGCUUCAUAGCAAAGGGGGUGAAUACAUAUGCACGCACCACUUUUCCGUUAUUUAUUUUUUUGAAUUUUUUGAAACAAGUUGUUUUUUGAAUUUCACUUCACCAAUUUGGAUUAUUUUGUGUAUGUCCAUUACAUGAAAUCUAAAUAAAAAUCCAUUUAAAUUACAGGUUGUAAUGCAACAAAAUAGGAAAAAAAACGGCAAGGGGGGUGAAUACUUUUGCAAGGCACUGUAUGUGUGUAUCAUGGCAUGUAUUGAUUUGUUUUGGCGUGUGCUGCAUGGCACUAAAUGCCUUAAUGCCUUUGCAGCUGGAUCAUUUGUAAUCAGUGUUUUUAAAUGACGCCCAGAGCUCCCUCUGGUGUAUUCUCUUGCACUUCUACAUCCAUCACAAUUAGGGAACAUGAGUGCUUUAGUGGUCCUCUGUAGCUCAAUUGGUAGAGCAUGGCGCUUGUAACGCCAGGGUAGUGGGUUCGAUCCCCGGGACCACCCAAUCGUAAAAAUGUAUGCACACAUGACUGUAAGUUGCUUUGGAUAAAAGCGUCUGCUAAAUGGCAUAUUAUAUUAUAGUGGCUGCGCUCUACCCAUCCUCAUUGAUGUGUCAAGUCAACAUUUUGUACAAACAAAACUACCUAGGACUGACAGUGUUGUACCAGUUGUUUUCCUAUGGGCUAAAUAAAUGCACUAAAAUUCUGCUUAUUAACAUCCUCAUGGAUGUGUCAUGUCAAAAUGGAGCCCAAACAAAACUACAGAGGUUGGACAGUGUUGGACCAUUUGUUUUCCUCUUGACUAUUUCCUCAUCAAAAUGCUGCAUAUUGACAACAUUGUACUGUUGUUGAACUCAAAGCUCAGAGGAUGAUUGUGAUGUGUGUUGACUGUGUUCCAUCUUUCUGGCAGAUUAAUCCACCGAAAGGGGGCAGGGGGAAAACCGGACCACAAGGACCUGAGUGAGAACAUGGCUGCCAGUCAAGGGCUCAGCCACAUGAUUGUGGAGUGCAAGAAAUUAUUCCAGGUAUUAUACAGAAUACAUCUACAGUCCUUGAAGUAUAUGAUCUCUGUUCUGAAUAGCAUGAUCCUUCAGGACAAUCAGUCUCUAACAAAACACCAUCCAGAUGCAUUGACUAAUGUUGAAACAAUGUGAGUCAUUUAAAGAAUGGUUUAUUUUUAAGAAAGCAUUUAUUUUAGAAUGACUGAAAUAAACAUAUUUUCACAGUGUACCGUACUAAAUGUGAUGUCGGAAAUUAACUUGAUGUACUUUCAGAGGAAUUCAGUAGGCUACACUAUACGUACAUGACAACCGCUAUAUACAUCUCUGUAAUUCAUUUUUAAAAUAACCCAGUUGCCCUCUUAUUUGGUGUGACAGAUCCUCCAUGAGAUGAUGUUGCAGUCGCAGAACUCCUACGUCGCAGCAGACGCCAAGCCACUCCCUCUCCACGGCCUGGGACUGAACAUGAUGGGCGAGCCUGUGGAUUACAGAGCCUACCUGGAGGAGAACAUCCAGGCUGUACUGAGGGAGGCCAUAGAGAAGAGCAAAGGAUGGCACAGUGCCCCAGGCCCAGAGAACACAGAGCUGACCUACAAGAAGGUACGGCUCAGUGACUCUGCUGCAUGCUGAUACUAAUGCUGUCUGUUCUCAUACAAGAGCAGAAUUUACUGCUCAAUCAUUCUAAUAUUAGUUUUGCCUGCAGGCAGAAGCGCCUCUAGCCUUUUGAGGGCCCUAAGCGAGAUUUGGUAGGGGGGGCCGCGCCACCUCACGGGCAAAAUAUUUUAGUGCAUUUCAGUGUUAAAGUUAAUUUCCUGCAAUUCUAUGCAUUUUGCCACGGGGUGUAGAGAACAUUUUGAAGUUUAUAAACUAAUUGCAUGCAAUUCUUCUAAUUUUGCCAUGGGCGGAGAGAACAUUUUGCAGUUUCAAAGGUAAUGUCCUGCAAUUCUACACAUUUUGCCAUGUCUUAUACCAUGUUCAUAAGAUAACUGAGUGAGAGUGACUAACAAAAUCAAUGGGGGCCCCCUGGAGGUCAGGGCUCCUGGGCACAUGCCCUGCGUGCCCGGUCGGGAAUUUGGUGAUGUUUACUACAAGGUUUAGAUAGCUGACUAGACUACCUUAGCAAUCCCCCAAAAUUUGAGCUGACAUGGGCUAACUGAGUGACUGUCAGUGACUGACAUGACGAGUAGAAAACUGCUGAUGCACUACCACAUUUCGAAAUUGCACCUUGUGUAUUCUACUUUCUAACUCUUAACAGUAAGUUGCUUGCACUCGCCCGCCCGACUAGAAUCACUACUCUCGGCGGGUCUGACUUAGAAUAUGUGGACAACUACAAAUACCUAGGUGUCUGGUUAGACCGGAAACUCUCCUUCCAGACUCACAUUAAGCAUCUCCAAUCCAAAGUUAAAUCUAGAAUCGUCUUCCUAUUUCGCAACAAAGCCUCCUUCACUCAUGCUGCUAAACAUGCCCUCGUAAAACUGACUAUCCUACCGAUCCUUGACUUCGGCGAUGUAAUUUACAAAAUAGCUUCCAACACUCUACUCAGCAAAUUGGAUGUAGUCUAUCACGGUGCCAUCCGUUUUGUCACGAAAGCCCCAUAUACUACCCACCAUUGUGACCUGUACGCUCUCGUUGGCUGGCCCUCACUACAUAUUCGUCGCCAAACCCACUGGCUCCAGGUCAUCUAUAAAUCACUUCUAGGCAAAUCCCCGCCUUAUCUUAGAUCAUUGGUCACCAUAGCAACACCUACCUGUAGUAUGCGUUCCAGCAGGUAUAUCUCACUGGUCAUCCCCAAAGCCAACACCUCCUUUGGCCGCCAUUCCUUCCAGUUCUCUGCUGCAAAUGACUGGAACGAACUGCUAAAAUUUCUGAAGCUGGAGACACUUAUCUCCCUCACUAACUUUAAUCAUCAGUUGUCAGAGCAGCUUACCGAUCACUGCACCUGUAAACAGCCCAUCUGUAAUUAGCCCACCCAACUACCUCAUCCCCAUAUUGUUAUUUACAUUAUUAUUUAUUUUCCUCAUUUGCACCCCAGUAUCUCUAUUUGCACAUCAUCCUCUGCACAUCUAUCACUCCAGUAUUAAUACUAAAUCUUAAUUAUUUUGCACUAUGGCCUAUUUAUUGCCUUACCUCCAUAACUUACUACAUUUGCACACACUGUAUAUAGAUUUUCUAUUGUGUUAUUGACUGUACAUUUUGUUUAUUCCAUAUGUAACUCUGUGUUGUUGUUUUUAUCACACUGCUUUGCUUUAUCUUGGCCAGGUCGCAGUUGUAAAUGAGAACUUGUUCUCAACUGGCUUACCUGGUUAAAUAAAGGUUUAAAAAAUGAACAACUUUCAAAAAAGUCCAGACCCUGACUGAGUUCCAUAAAAAAUAAAAUAAAAAAUAUAUAAAAUAUAUAUUGAUGACUAUUUUUCAAUGUCACUUUCAACAAAUAUAUACAAUAUUACAUUUCUAAAUUUUUGGGGCUGGGGGCCCCCUAGCAAUCACAGCAGCAUGUUUGACAAAAAAAAUAUUUUCAAGAGAAAUUGAGCCAUAAUUUUUUCCCUACAUUGUCACGACAGUGUGGCCUUCAAUCAUUGUAUGACUGGAAAAUGAAUUUACCAUUUGGCAUAGCUUCUUUUGCUGUUGGAAUGAAGUGAAUCCUGUCCACUUUGAAGAGUGAAGGCAUGUUAGCUAGCUUGUUAAAGUUACAGUAUACUGUUCAGUCCUGAACCAUAAUAUCACAAUCUAUUUGUUCUCUUCAGGUAGGGGAUGGCCAUCCCAUUCGUCUUUGGAAAGUGACCACCGAGAUAGAGGCCCCGCCCCAGACAGUGUUGCACAGAGUUCUGCGUGAGCGCCACCUGUGGGAUGAAGACCUGCUCCACAGCCGUGUAAUCGAGGCUCUAGAGGACAACACAGAGGUGUAUCACUAUAUGACAGACAGCAUGGCACCUCAUCCCCGCAGGGACUAUGUAGUGCUGAGGUACGCAUGGUGGACGAAAUUAGCUGUUUGAUAAUUGUUUGUCUAGCCAGGUGCUGUAUCCAAGGCCUGAUUGGGAGACAUGGACAGAAGGGCAGAGUGGCCAGAGGCCAAUCAUACUUAUGUCUGCCCUUUGCUCAGGGGUAGUCAACAUGUUGUUGAUUCAGUAAGGUGAAUUGUUAAAUCUUCAGGCUGUUGAUUGAAACCAAAGAAGACAGUAAUGACCCUUGCUGUAUUUUUCUCCUGAUUAGGCGGUGGUGUAGAGACCUUCUUCAGGGCCUAUGUCUGCUAGUGUCCUCCUCUGUGGACCAUGACAACGUUCACCUGGAGGCGGGGCUACGGGCAGUGCUGCUCACCUCACGGGUCCUGAUUGAGCCUUCUGGGAUAGACCGGUCCAGGCUGACGCAGUACUGCAGAGCGGACCUCCGGUAGGAAACCAGCUAUGCAUUAAUUUCCAUUGGACACCAUGUUUUUUAUGAUGAUUUAAAUGGCUAAUUGAUGCCUAUGGACAACAUGUUGACCUAGAGCUCAUGCAAUUAGUUGGCACCUUGCCAUUUAAACAUAGUCAUAAUUACCAUGAAAAUAAUUGUGCAACAUAGAUUUGUUGUGUGAAAGAUAAUCUAAAUGUGAAUGCCAUUGAAAUGUAUUUCUGAGGAGUGGGUGAACCUCCCUGCUAUUGAAGUAUGUAAUUGGAUCAGAAUGUCUUAUUUGACCUUGUGAUGUCAUUUUUCAGGGGACAAUCACCUGAGUGGUACUGCAAAGUGUUUGGCCAUCAAUGUGCAGUGGAAGUUGCUAGGAUACGGGGCUCCUUCCCUGUGCUCUCAGCGAGAGAAACAGAGACAAAGCUUUGAGCUCUCAGAUGGCCAGACAGCCCACCUCAGACACGUGCUGCCUACGGCUCACAAUGACUCAAAUUUAGAGUGCCAAUCUGUAGCAUUAUGUUACAUCUGCCUGACAAACUCUCCACAGUGUCAUCAACAUGGGACUGUCAGGAUGUGCUCUCAGAUUGCACUGAUGCCCCAUUUGGAGCCACUGUGGAAUUUGUAGCAAUAUUUACAAAUCUAAACCAGUCUAUGCAUUAACUCACCCUAACAUAUUCAAAAGUACUCUGAAGUAAAUAAAAUACUUUAUUUCUGUAAAAUCCAUCCUUGUGAAAGAUUAGGUUAGAUUAGGACAAUUGUGUUGAUAGCUUUA